This is a messenger RNA of Otolemur garnettii (small-eared galago), 1680 nucleotides long. RefSeq names its product WD repeat domain 73 (gene WDR73). Gene Ontology annotation, cellular component: spindle pole; cytosol. The transcript has 8 exons. Bases 55 to 1173 code for a protein of 372 amino acids. Gene Ontology annotation, molecular function: protein binding. Gene Ontology annotation, biological process: cytoplasmic microtubule organization. NCBI's taxonomy places the organism in Eukaryota, Metazoa, Chordata, Mammalia, Primates, Galagidae. The record is from RefSeq and is a predicted model, not a curated record.
GCCGCGCUGUGAAGCCCCAAAGGCGGAAGUGGGUUCCCGGAAGCGACGGUUACCAUGGAGCCAUCGGAGGACUGGCUGGUGGAAUCCUUGCGCUUGUAUCAGGAUUUCUUUGCAUUUGACCUCUCAGGAGCCACUCGAGUCCUCGAAUGGAUUGAUGACAAAGGAGUCUUUGUGGCUGGCUAUGAAAGCCUAAGAAAAAAUGAGAUUCUUCAUCUGAUACUACCUCUCAGGCUUUCUGUAAAAGAAAACCAGGGCUUAUUCCCAGAAAGAGAUUUCAGAGUGUGCCAUGGAGGAUUUUCAGACAGGUCUGUCUUUGAUCUGAAGCACAUACCAGACUCCAGCUUGCUGGUGACCAGUGGCCUUCCAGGUUGUUAUCUGCAAGUGUGGCAGGUCAUGGAGGACAGUGAUGUCAUUAAAGCUGUUGGCACCAUUCCUGUACAUGAGAAAGAGGAAAAUCUCUGGCCUAGAGUAGCCAUCUUCUCUUCAGUGACACCUGGAGUCCUCCAUGGGGUGAGGCUCAGCAGUCUGCAGAUUGUGGAUCUGGAAUCCCAGAAGACCACAUACACCUCAGGUGUCAGUGACAGUGAAGAGCUCAGUAGCCUGCAGGUCCUAAGCGCAGACACCUUCGCCUUCUGCUGCACCUCAGGCCGGCUGGGGCUUGUAGACAUCCGCCAGAAGUGGGCACCACUGGAGAACUGUAGCCUCAGCUCUCAGUCAGGUGGAGAAAGAUGGUGUGCAAAAGUUGGGGGCAGGGGCCUGGGCCCUGGGCCUAGCAUUGCCAGCCUCAGCUCAGAUGGGCAGCUCCGCCUCUUUGACUCCCGGGUUCUCUGCCAUCCUGUGAGCUCAGUCCACUGCCCAGUGUCCACACCUAGUCCCAACCCAGAGCUGCUGCAAGUGACAUGGGCCCCAGGCUUGGACAACUGUUUGGCCAUAUCAGGUUUUGAUGGGACAGUCCAGAUCUAUGAUGUAACGUCUUGGAAUGGAAUAGGGAGGCAAAUAGAGCCUCUCUUCACUCAUAGAGGUCAUAUCUUCCUAGAUGGAAAUGGGAUGGACACUGCCCCACUGGUCACCACCCACACCUGGCAUCCCUGCAAACCAAGGACUGUGUUAUCAGCAGCAAGUGAUGCUUCUCUUCAUGUGUGGGACUGGGUGGACCUUCAUGCCUCCCAGUGACACCAGCAGCAUCUUUCUGUCUAGGCCUCUAGGAAGAAGAGGAGCUACUGUGGUGGCAGAGGAAUUGAUGUAGGACUCAACUGACCACAAUUCCUUGUUGUCAGCUGUGUGGCCUUUGGCAGGUCAACCAGCCUCUCUUAGCCCCAGUUUCCAUUAUUUAUAAAAUCAGGAUAGUGACAGCUACCUUGCAGGGUUGUUGGGAAUGUUAGAAGGAAUGCAUGGCAUAGUAAAUUAUUUGGUAGACACUAUUAGAUCUGGGAGCCCCAUUUCCCCUAAGUGUAAGAUGGCAGUGCUUUGUCCCUGUAUUCUUCACUGUAUCAUAGUGAGAAUCAGAAGAGCUAAUGAAUGCAAACAUGUUUCUGUGGACUUUUCUACAGAAUAAAAAAAUGCAUAAGGACCAGUAAACAUGAAAAAUGACAACCCCAGUAGCAAUAAAGGAAAUAGCAAUUAAAACAACAUUAUUCCAUUUUUACUUUCCUAACUGCCAAAUGUGACAAGUAUUGCUUU